GCGCGAGUCUCUGUAGUGAGGGCGCGCGGACCGGUGCCCGGGCGCAGGCGGGGAGCAGCGCGGCGGCCGUCAUGACCGAGGGCACGUGUCUCCGUCGCAGAGGCGGGCCCUACCGCACCGAGCCCGCCACCGACCUCAGCCGCUGGCGCCUCCGCAGUGAGAGGGGAAGGCAGACGUGGACGUAUUUCCCGGAGGGGAAGGACCCUGGGCGCGAGCAGACCGGGCUGGAGGCCCACUCCCUGGGCCUGGACACCACGAGUUACUUUAAAGACUUGCCCAAAGCCUACACAGCCCGCGAAGGAGCUCUGAAUGGGAUGACGUUUUAUGUGGGGCUGCAGGCUGAGGAUGGGCAUUGGGCAGGUGAUUAUGGCGGCCCACUCUUCCUCCUGCCAGGCCUUCUGAUCACAUGCCACGUGAUGCAAAUCCGUCUGCCAGCAGGAUAUAAAGAAGAGAUAGAGCGAUACCUGCGGUCAGUGCAGCUUCCCGAUGGCGGCUGGGGCCUGCACGUGGAGGGCAAGUCCACGAUGUUUGGGACUGUGCUCAACUAUGUGUCUCUGAGAAUUCUGGGUGUUGGCCCUGACGAUCCUGACUUGGUACGAGCCCGGAACAUUCUUCACAAGAAAGGUGGUGCUGUGUCCAUCCCCUCCUGGGGGAAGUUCUGGUUGGCUGUCCUGAAUGUUUACAGCUGGGAAGGCCUCAACACUCUGUUCCCGGAGAUGUGGCUGUUUCCUGACUGGGUGCCUGCACAUCCCUCCACACUCUGGUGCCACUGCCGACAGGUCUACCUGCCCAUGAGCUACUGCUACGCCAUCCGGCUGAGCGCUAAGGAGGACCCACUGGUCCAGAGCCUCCGCCAGGAGCUCUACGUGCAAGACUACGCUUGCAUCGACUGGCCGGCGCAGAGGGACAACGUGAGCCCUGACGAUCUGUACACCCCGCACAGCUGGCUGCUCCGUGUGGUGUACGUGUUACUCAACCUGUACGAGGGCCACCACAGCACCAGCCUGCGGCAGCAGGCCAUCCAGAAGCUGUACGAGCACAUUGAGGCUGAUGACCGCUUCUCCAAGUACAUUAGUAUCGGCCCGAUCUCAAAAACCAUCAACAUGCUUGUGCGCUGGUACGUGGACGGGCCAGAUUCCCCUGCCUUCCAGGAGCACAUCUCCAGGAUUCCUGAUUUCCUCUGGCUGGGCCUCGAUGGCAUGAAAAUGCAGGGCACCAAUGGCUCACAGGUGUGGGACACCUCGUUCUCCAUCCAGGCUCUUCUAGAGGCGGGGGCACAACACAGGUCUGAGUUUUGGUCUUCCCUGCAGGAGGCACACGAGUUUAUCCGGCUCUCACAGGUCAUAGACAACCCCCCUGACUACCAGAAGUACUACCGCCAGAUGUGCAAGGGCGGCUUCCCCUUCAGCACGCUGGAUUGCGGCUGGGUUGUUUCUGACUGCACAGCUGAGGCCUUGAAGUCCAUCCUUCUCCUGCAGGAAGAGUGUCCUUUUAUCACCAAGCAUGUCGCACAAGAGCGUCUCUACGAUGCCGUUGCUGUGUUGAUGAACAUGAGAAAUUCUGAUGGAGGGUUUGCCACCUACGAGACUAGGCGUGGAGGGUACUUGCUGGAGCUGCUGAACCCCUCAGAGGUCUUUGGGGACAUCAUGAUCGACUACACAUAUGUGGAGUGCACCUCGGCUGUGAUGCAGGCACUGAAACUUUUCCAUGAGCGUUUCCCGGACCACAGGGCAAGGGAGAUCCGGGAGACGCUCGAGCAGGGCCUGGAGUUCUGUCGGCAGAAGCAGCGGGCUGACGGCUCCUGGGAAGGCUCCUGGGGAGUUUGCUUCACCUAUGGCACCUGGUUCGGGCUGGAAGCUUUCGCCUGCAUGGGGCAGACUUACCGCAGCGGGGCCGUGUGUGCGGCAGUCUCCCGGGCCUGUGACUUCCUGCUAUCCCAGCAGAUGGCGGACGGGGGCUGGGGGGAAGACUUCGAGUCCUGCAAGGAACGGCGUUACAUACAGAGUGCCACGUCCCAGAUCCACAACACGUCCUGGGCCUUGAUGGGGCUCAUGGCCGUCAGGCAUCCCUGCAUAGAGGCCCUGGAGAAGGGAGUCCGGUGGCUGCUUAGAAAACAGCUCCCCAGCGGCGACUGGCCCCAGGACAACAUCUCUGGUGUCUUCAACAAGUCCUGUGCCAUCAACUAUAACAGCUACAAGAACGUCUUCCCCAUCUGGGCCCUCGGCCGCUUCUCCCACCUGUACCCCGAGAGUGCCCUUGCUGGCCUCCCUUGAGGGUGCCUGGCAGGCAGGUGGGUGGUGGGCACCGUUGUCCGGGGGGCUGCUGAGCAGUGGCUGUCAUGUGAGUCCUGGUGGGGCAGCUUGGGUGAGCUGCAGGGGCCCCCUGCCCAGGGGUCCAGUGCCCCUCACCGCCCCCUUCCACAUGGUGCGACCAGGCCUGGGGCAGGGGUGGGGCCGGUGGCUUUAGGCACUUGAUUUUCAGGAUGGGUUUAAUUCUUUGAAGAGCUCUGGAGCUCUGGGGAGGAGAGGACAAGAUGAGCCCUGACCCCCGCCAGCGCCCAGCGUGUUCCGCAGCCCCUGGCCAGGGCGUGCCUCCUCGCUUUGGGGCUGGGAGGGCUUUCUCGACCAAAACCUCGGUUCUCAGGCGAGGGGCGCGGGGCCUCAUCUGCCUCCUGCUGGUGCUGCCCCGCAGCCGGCUCUUCCUAUUUCUUCUGUCUGUGGGGCUGAGGGAUGUGGUCUGGUCACCAUGGCGGCCCUGGGCUCGGCAAGGAACUGGGAGCAGACUUGCUGAGUGCCUGGGGCUGUGCAGAGGGAGUGGCUGCUGGCUGUGCCCUCCACCCCAGGUUCGCCCCUGCUGCAUCGUGGUCACCAGUUGUGGGCACCAGUAUCCCUCUCUCCCGCUUCUAACCCGUAGCGUCUCGUGAUGACAGGCUCAGGCAGCAGGCUCAGUGUGGCAAGCAGGGAGCGCUCACGAGUGGUUCGGUGGUCACCACUGUGGGGCAGUCAGCGUUGCUGGCUGGACAAGCCUGGCGCCGUAGGGUGCCCUCUAGGCUGCCACUAACCCUCAUGUCCUGGCUUGUCCUCUGAGCGGAAGUGAGGGCCAGAUUUCUGGGGCAGUGCCUCUUGGGCGCUAAACCUCUGAAUUCCCUUCUAUCUCUAAAUCUGGUUUGGUGUGCAUGGGUUUGGGGCCCAGGAUGGAAAAACCCGGGCUCUGGACUUGCCGUUGACCUUUGAGACAUGUGGCUCAUGUGCUCAGGGCUUCCCUAGGAGUGAGGAUGUGUGGAGCCACCAAGAGCUUUGAUGAGAAUAAAAGCCGGGUCUGGUGUUGCCCCCGUGCCCCUCUGCCUGUUGGUCUUCUGUGCCGCCUCCUGGGCUGGCAGCCGCCCCGACUGUGCUCCCUCAGGCAGCCUGAUGUCCGAGUGCUCCUCCGUUCCUGCCCUUCUCUGACCAGAUCCCUGCAGGGCCCUUGCCGAGACUGCAGCACGUGGCCUUGACCCUGCAGCUCUGCUGGCCUUGAGUGCCGUCCCUGACUCUGCCUGGGGCCUGCCUGACCUCCUCCGCUGACUCCUCUUCCCCAGGGUCUGGGUUGUGUGUACACACAGGUGGCCCCACUGGUUCCACCGGCUGCCACACUGUGUGGCACGUAGUGGGUGUUCAGUGACUACCUAUUGAGUGUCAGCACUUUCCCCCAGACAUUUUUUAACUUGGAUUUAUUUUGGCUGAAGGGACUGUUGGGAUCCCUUUGAAAUCUAUUGGGUUUGCUCUUGCCCUUCUUUUCUUGGCCCCUAUUCUCCCCCAGCUGGGACAGCAGCAGCGCAAGCUUCUGCCCCUUGAAGUGACCGCUGCCCCUGGUAGGCUCCCAGGGGGCCAGAUCACUGGGUCAAACCUAAGCAAUGAAAAUCUACUUUUAUACUGCAAAUUCAUUUCUGUGGGCAGCUAUCUUAACAAACAGAUAUGUGAUUCCCUUAGAAGCAGGUCACACUUGUGUUUUGUCUCAACUUGGGAACAGUCACAGAUCUGGGGUUUUCAGGGGAUAAGAGUAACUGCUAGAAGAUGAGCAGGUAUAUGUCAUUAUUUGAGUGGAAAUUAUGUGCUUCAGCCUAAUUAAAAAUCAAGUUCUCGGCAAAACAGAACAGAAACAAACGCAUAAAUAUAGAACAAACUGGUGGUUGCCAGCAGGGAGAGCAUAGGAGGUGAGUGAAACAGAAGAGUCCACACUUCCAGUCACAAAAUGUGUAAGUCAGGUGAUAGAAAGCGUGGCCUGAGGCACAUAGCCAGUGACAGCUCAGUCACGUUGGGUGGUGACCGCACCUGCUGUGGGGGACGCUGAGCAUGUGUACGGUUGAAUCACUGCUGUACCUGAAACUAAUACAAACUCGUGUCAGCUGUACUUUAGACUAAAUCAGGUUCUCUUUCCUGGGCAAAUCAACAAAGAUGCUUGAAUUCAAAUUAUUUUUGGUUAUUGGGAGCAGACUUUGAGUAUUUACUGGAAAUUUUUGCUGGAGCCAUAUUAAGUUUUCUGUAUUCACCGGGUGUAAACUUUAAACUUUCCCUGUGAGGAGGAAUUCCCUAACUAUAAACCCUUAACUCACAGUGGAAAUUCAACUCUAAUAGUUUUCUUUACUGAACCUAAUCAGUGUUGCUACAUACAUUUAAAUUUUAUUUGGGCAAUAAAAUGUUACAAAAAUUAAUACUA
Messenger RNA from Hyaena hyaena (striped hyena), 4695 nucleotides. RefSeq names its product lanosterol synthase (gene LSS). Bases 72 to 2273 code for a protein of 733 amino acids. Lineage: Eukaryota; Metazoa; Chordata; Mammalia; Carnivora; Hyaenidae. Gene Ontology annotation, molecular function: lanosterol synthase activity. Gene Ontology annotation, biological process: cholesterol biosynthetic process; triterpenoid biosynthetic process. Gene Ontology annotation, cellular component: lipid droplet. The transcript is spliced from 22 exons. The record is from RefSeq and is a predicted model, not a curated record.